ACACCCUCUGCCAGUCAUCGACACAUUAUAUGACUGUCAGCACAUCCUGAGUACAUUCUCAUGGCCCAGUCUAUGCCUUGAAAAAUUGCCAGCAACUCAAGAACCCUUCACCAAACAUCUCCCCCUCUCCCAUCCUCCAUCAUGACUCAGUCAACCUUCCAGUCAGAAGCACAAUGGCUCCAACAAGUCUCUGCCAUGAGACAGGCAAUUGCCAACCUGAAAUUGCCACCUCUCACAGAUGACUCUCAAAUAUAUGGCUCCGACUUGGAUCUCGACGCUGAUUCCAGUGAGGGCCUCGACGACGACAUCUGGGACCUUGACGGCGAUUUCGAUCAGAGUCCCGCCACAGACGAUUUCGACCAUGACUUCGACGGCAUCCAACCUCCUGGCAAUGCCUUUGACCGGUCAUGGUUGAGUAAAAGAUGUGCUGCCUUUGCCAAAACCAGACCAGGCAUCCAUGCUUCCGACCUGCAAGACCAGAUCUCUGCAUUGCUCGCCUCCGACUCCACCGACGACGAACUGCAAAUGUCCUUGGCCGACAUCCUUGGUUAUGACGACCUAGAUUUUGUUAUAGAACUAAUCUCUCACCGCAAAGAAAUCAUCGCCGCCAGUCUACCGUCGACACACCAGACUGAUGGCUUGUUCCAAGGCCUUCAGUCUCGUCAAGACCGUGAAGCCUCCCUCAGAAAGCAGGACUAUGACCACAAGCAUGCUACCUUGGCCCCAGCCUUUGAUAGAAGUGGUCCCAAGUACCCUCAUGUCUAUAAAUCCGAAUAUGCUGCAGCCGGAAACAUGCUCGACGUUUCUGGUCGGAGGUUUGCCCUGCCUAUGGGAACUAGUCGAACUGAGCACGCCAAAUAUGAAGAAUAUUCCAUCCCAGCCGCAAAGACGGGUACUUUGGCUAUCGGCCAGAAACUCGUCAACAUAUCCGAAAUGGAUGGUCUAUGUCAACAAACAUUCAAAGGUUACAAGAGCCUCAAUCGCAUGCAAAGUCUCCUUUAUCCCGUCGCUUAUCACACCAGUGAAAAUAUGCUCGUUUGUGCUCCAACAGGUGCCGGCAAGACGGAUGCCGCCAUGUUGACCAUCCUACAAGCCAUCUCCAAGAACGUUAUCCCGAACCCCAUCGAUGAGCCCGACGCCAAGGACUUUAUCGUCAUGGCCGAUGACUUCAAGAUUAUCUAUGUUGCUCCCAUGAAGGCACUGGCCGCUGAAGUCACCGCAAAAUUAGGAUCUCGUCUGGCAUGGCUUGGGAUUCAAGUCCGUGAAUUGACUGGAGAUAUGCAAUUGACCAAGAAAGAAAUCGCCGCCACUCAAGUCAUCGUCACCACCCCGGAGAAAUGGGAUGUCGUCACCCGCAAAAGUACCGGCGACACCGAAUUGGUUCAGAAAGUCCGACUACUCAUCAUUGAUGAAGUUCAUAUGUUGCACGAUGAACGAGGUGCUGUUAUUGAGUCUCUGGUCGCCCGUACCGAAAGACAAGUCGAAAGUACUCAGUCUCUGAUCAGAAUUGUCGGUCUAUCAGCCACCUUGCCCAAUUACAUUGACGUCGCAGAUUUCCUCAAGGUCAAUCGUAUGGCCGGUCUCUUCUACUUUGACGCUUCGUUCCGCCCUGUACCCCUGGAACAGCAUUUCGUUGGCGUCAAAGGCAAACCUGGCAGCAAGACACAACGCGACAAUCUUGACCAUACCACCUUCGAAAAGGUCAAAGAAUUACUCAAGCAGGACAAGCAGGUCAUGGUGUUUGUCCAUUCUAGAAAGGACACCGUCCUUGCUGCGAGAACUCUAUACUCUCUGGCAGUCGAAGAUGGCUGUGCUGAUCUCUUUGUACCAAAUCCAGAUGAUCCUGCAUUUUCAAGAGCUAUGACUGAUCUCAAAACAACUCGUGGUCGAGAACUCCGAGACAUCAUCCCCAAAGGUUUUGGUUGUCACAAUGCUGGGAUGGCUCGAACUGAUCGAAAUUUCGUUGAACGAGUCUUUGCCGACGGUGCCAUCAAAGUCCUGUGCUGUACUGCCACGUUGGCGUGGGGUGUCAAUUUGCCUGCCGCCGCCGUCAUCAUCAAGGGUACUCAACUGUAUAGCUCUGAGGCUGGAAAGUUCAUCGAUCUGGGUAUCCUCGAUGUGUUGCAAAUCUUUGGUCGUGCUGGUCGUCCACAAUUCCAGGACAGUGGUAUUGGUUAUAUCUUGACUGUUCAUGAAAAAUUACAACAUUAUCUUUCUGCCGUCACUCAACAACAGCCUAUCGAGUCAAAGUUCUCUCAGCGCCUUGUGGACAAUUUGAACGCCGAAAUCAGUCUCGGGACCGUCACCUCGGUGCCUGAGGCGAUCACCUGGCUCGGUUACUCGUAUCUGUUUGUUCGUAUGCGUCGAAACCCACAGGCAUAUGGCAUUGAUUGGAAUGAAUAUCAAGACGAUCCACAACUUGGCCAGAGACGACGAAAGUUGAUUAUUGAUGCCGCUAGAACAUUACACCGAAGUCAGAUGAUCAUCUUCAACGAGAAGACGGACGAGCUUCGCUCUAAAGACGUGGGCCGUAUUGCUAGUCAAUUCUACGUCCUCCAAACCAGUAUUGAGAUCUUUAAUACUAUGAUGCGACCUCAUGCAAGUGAAGCAGAUAUUCUGAAGAUGAUCAGUAUGAGUGGUGAAUUUGACAAUAUCCAAUCCAGAGAGAACGAGGCCGGAGAGUUGAGCAGACUUCGAAAGGAGUCCGUGGUGACCGAGAUUGAAGACCGCAAAGGCCCACAGCAAAAGUCUGAAGACGAAAAGGAGCAGAAGAUCAUUGAGAACCAUGCAAAGACAAACAUUCUUCUACAAUCUUACAUCUCUCGGGCCAAACUCGAGGAUUUCGCUUUGGUGUCGGAUCUGAAUUACGUUGCCCAGAACGCGGCUCGAAUCUGUCGAGCUCUCUUCAUGAUCGCCCUUAAUAAGGGUUGGGGCUAUCAAUGUCAAGUAUUGCUGUCCAUGUGCAAAGCGAUCGAGAAACAGAUUUGGCCAUUUCAGCACCCCUUUCAUCAGUUUGAUCUACCCCUUUCGGUCCUGAAGAAUCUGGAUGACAAAUCUCCGUCUUCAAACAUCGAGAGCCUGCGAGAAAUGGAGCCAGCAGAGAUAGGCAAUCUCGUCCACAACCAAAAGGUCGGCAAGACGAUAUCCAAGCUGCUUGACAACUUUCCUACCAUGUCUGUCGAGGCCGAAAUCGCACCUCUAAAUCGAGAUGUCCUUCGCAUGAGACUUUAUCUCUACCCGGAGUUCGCGUGGAAUGACCGUCAUCAUGGGACAUCAGAGGCUUAUUGGGUCUGGGUGGAAAAUUCCGACUCGUCUGAUAUAUAUCAUCAUGAAUACUUUAUCCUCAGUCGGAAGAAGAUGCAUGACAGCCAUGAACUCAACUUCACCAUUCCUCUCGCUGAUCCACUCCCAUCACAAAUUUAUGUGCGAGUGAUAUCGGACCGUUGGAUGGGCGCAGAGACGGUGCAGCCUGUUUCAUUCCAGCAUCUCAUCCGUCCAGACACUGAGAGUGUGUACACUGAUCUUCUCGAUCUUCAACCACUUCCGAUCAAUGCUCUCAAGAACCCAGCUCUAGAGGAGUUGUAUGGUCAAAGGUUCAAGUUCUUCAAUCCCAUGCAGACUCAAAUCUUUCAUACCCUAUACCACACUUCCAACAACGUGUUACUCGGUUCUCCCACAGGAUCUGGCAAGACGGUUGCUGCUGAACUUGCUAUGUGGUGGGCAUUUCGGGAGCGGCCUGGUAGCAAGGUUGUCUAUAUUGCUCCUAUGAAAGCUCUCGUUCGCGAAAGAGUUCAGGACUGGCGAAAACGUCUGACCGGCCCAUUAGGUCUCAAGCUUGUUGAGUUGACUGGUGACAAUACUCCCGACACUCGCACCAUUCGUGACGCAGACAUCAUCAUUACUACCCCAGAAAAAUGGGACGGUAUUUCCCGAUCAUGGCAGACCAGAGGUUACGUUCGACAAGUGUCGUUGGUCAUCAUUGAUGAAAUCCAUCUUCUUGGUGGGGAUCGUGGUCCUAUUCUGGAGAUCAUUGUUUCCCGAAUGAACUACAUUGCAUCUCAAGCCGAAUCUGGCUCCAUCAGAUUGGUCGGCAUGUCGACCGCUUGCGCGAACGCAACUGAUUUGGGAAACUGGUUAGGGGUGAAACCUGGAAACAAUCAGGGUCUAUUCAACUUCCGUCACAGCGUCCGGCCUGUCCCUCUGGAAAUCUACAUCGACGGCUUUCCAGAGCAAAGAGGCUUCUGUCCCUUGAUGCAGAGCAUGAACCGGCCUACAUACCUGGCAAUCAAGAACCAUAGCCCGGACAAGCCGGUCAUCGUAUUUGUGGCAUCGCGAAGACAGACUCGACUUACGGCCAAAGAUUUGAUCAAUUUCUGUGGCAUGGAAGAAGACCCUCGAAGAUUUCUCCAUUUUGAUUCCGAAGACGAUCUUAGCCAUACACUUGCAGCGGUGAAGGAUGCUGCACUCAAGGAAGCUCUGAGCUUUGGUAUCGGUCUGCAUCAUGCCGGUCUCGUCGAGUCGGAUCGUACCAUGGCCGAACAGCUUUUUGCUGCAAACAAGAUCCAAAUAUUGGUUGCUACGUCCACACUUGCCUGGGGAGUCAAUCUGCCCGCCCAUCUGGUUGUUGUUAAAGGCACACAGUAUUUUGAUGCCAAAAUCGAGGGAUACAAGGACAUGGAUUUGACGGAUGUUCUACAAAUGCUCGGUCGCGCAGGUCGGCCACAAUUCGACACAUCAGGAAUUGCACGGAUUUUCACCCAAGACUCGAAGAAGGCAUUUUACAAGCAUUUCCUCCAUACUGGAUUCCCUGUGGAAAGCUCUCUUCACAAAGUGCUCGACAACCAUUUGGGAGCCGAGGUUUCUGCAGGAGUCAUCACCACUAAGCAAGACGCCCUCGAUUAUCUGACAUGGACAUUCUUCUUCCGCCGUCUUCACAAGAACCCGACCUACUAUGGACUGGAGAUCUCGGCUGAAGAGCAUAAGGAGAGUCAGCUUGCCGCACGUCAACUCGCAGCAGACUACAUGAUCACUCUCGUGGACAAGUCAGUGGCCGAUCUUGCCGACAGUGAUUGUGUUCUGGUGCACAGCAACGGGGAUAUUGACAGUACGCCGUUCGGAAAGAUCAUGUCUUACUACUACCUUUCACACUUGACAAUUCGGAAAUUUCUCUCCAAGGCCCGUAAGACGCCACCUGGACAGACAACCUUUGCCGAUGUUCUUGCGUGGGUGAGUUCAGCAACCGAGUUUGAUGACCUUCCUGUUCGGCACAACGAAGACCUGAUCAAUGCCGAGCUGGCCAAGAAUCUGCCAUUAGACACGGUGGGCCUUCUAGAUGGCCUGCCUCUGUGGGACCCGCAUGUUAAGGCAUUCCUACUACUGCAGGCGUUCAUGUCGCGCAUCGAUCUGCCGAUCACCGACUACGUUGGAGACCAAACCAGUGUACUUGACCAAGGGAUUCGAAUCAUCCAGGCUGGAAUUGAUCUCAUGACAGAGUUGAACAAGCUUGAUGCUGUUCUACAAAUGGUGCGGCUGCUGCAAUGCAUCAAAUCCGCGCGUUGGCCAGAGGACUACCCUCUCAGUAUCCUCCCUGGAGUCAGUGAGAUUGCAGAUCCCAAGCUCGAGGGUAAAGUGCCUAGUGAUCUCGUCACCACGGCUGUCCUUGCAUCCCGCCACGGACCCAAGACCCUUGAUGGUUUACUGAACCUCUUACACAUCCGCGCCACAGGUACCCGGUCACAAUUUAUCAAGGCGGCAAACACGCUUCCAGACCUGACCAUCUCCGCUGCGCCAGACAGCACGACCGAUAAUUUACGUGUAAGCAUCAAACGCGGCAAUAAGUUCAUUGAUUCAGAAGCCCGAAUCCACGCUCCAAAAUUUCCCAAGCCACAAACCGAAGGGUUUUUCGUCCUAGCCCUUCCACCCGGAGCUGCAACCUCCUCUACCACAGCGGUGAAUAUGACUACCAGAGAUAUUCUGGCUUUGAAACGCGCCAACUGGCCCUCGGUCUCUAAGACCGGCCGAGGUGUGAAUCAAGUCUCUGGUGUCAGUCAUGUCAAAUUGCGUGUGCCGGUCGAGGAACUUGGAUUAGGAAGAGAACAGGUGGACUCUGUUGUCAUCGUUGAUAUUGUCGUUCUCAGUGAUUCAUAUCCUGGUAUGGAAUGGAAGUUAGAAGCGGUCAAAGUCAAGGUUGCGGUUGGAAAGCAAUCGACGGAUGGUCCAGAGACUAUUGAGUUGUCUGGGAGUGUAGAUGAGUCGUUGGUAAAGAAGGGGAAAUAAGGGUGGGAGUAGAACAGAGUAGAAUUGAAGGGGUAAGGCGAGAGUCAAUUCUAACGUCUAUGAUAUAUCACAUUUGCCAUCGAAGGACAGAAGAACGGCUAUGAACCUAUGAAUUGGACACUAUAGAUGCUUAUGCC
Exophiala mesophila is the source of this 6413-nucleotide messenger RNA. RefSeq lists its product as uncharacterized. The record is from RefSeq and is a predicted model, not a curated record. Bases 142 to 6276 code for a protein of 2044 amino acids. The transcript has a single exon. NCBI's taxonomy places the organism in Eukaryota, Fungi, Ascomycota, Eurotiomycetes, Chaetothyriales, Herpotrichiellaceae. Gene Ontology annotation, molecular function: ATP binding; ATP hydrolysis activity; nucleic acid binding.